CGCCGCCCUGUUCCCGGGGCCGGGCUCGCGCGCCAAACCCCCGCGCUCGCGCCUGCCCGCCUGCCCGCCCGCCUGUCGGUCGGUUUGUGCCCAGCGGCGGGUGUCGGCCGUUUCUCCCCGCACCGCUCCCCUGCGGACACCGCCACCAUGCCCGGCAGGACCCGGAAAUCCUCUUCUUGCCCCCUGCCCGACGACGUCAAGAAGCGGCUUCAAGACCUUGAGGAUAAAGUUGGCCUCACAGAGAAGGAAUGUGUGAAAGAAAAGCUGAGUUUGCUGCAUGGUUUCUUACAAUCAGGUGCACAAAAUGACCUCAGUGAGCUGGAAACAAAAUUUCAAAAAGAAGAACUGUCUGAAGAGGGUUAUCUAGCCAAAGUGAAAGCAUUGCUCAGCCAAGAGCUUUCAAUGGGGAAUGGAGAUUCCGAGCUUGGUAUUAAUUCAAAUGGUUGCACAGAAAAUGGAGCCAAGGACAGUGAUAACGGUGCUGCUGAUGAGCCAAAUGGCCAAGAGGAGAGCAAUAUGGAAACAGAUGCAGUGGUUUUUCCUGCAGCAAAGGGUCGUGGAAAGCGACUGAGUAAAUCCAAUGGAGACAGCAAACGAUUAUCAGGAAGUCCAAGGAUCACCAGGAACUCAGCAAAGCAACAAGCUACGAUUAUAUCCAUGUUUGCUAAAGUAGCAAACAAACGCAAAUCAGAGGACCUAAAUGAAGUAGAAUCAAAAAGUACUGCUGCAGACGAAUGUGAUAAUGAGCAGGAGCAAGAGGAAAAGAAAGUAAAAGUUGAAUCAGAACAAAUGCUAUUUAGUGGGAUUGAGGCUACCUCUGACUGCAAACCCAAAAGCGAACAAACUCCCAAGACACCACCUCCCAAGUGCACAGAUUGCAAGCAGCUCUUGGAUGAUGCAGAUCUUAAAUACUUCCAGGGGGAUCCUGAUGAUGCUUUGGAAGAACCCGAGAUGUUGACUAAUGAGCGUUUGUCACUGUUUGAAGGAACAAACGAUGAAGGUUUUGAAAGUUAUGAUGACUUGCCUCAACAUAAAGUUACUUUCUUCAGUAUUUAUGAUCGGAAAGGCCACUUGUGUCCUUUUGAUACUGGCUUGAUCGAAAAGAAUGUGGAGUUGUACUUCAGUGGUGUUGUAAAGCCAAUCUAUGAUGAUAACCCUAGCCUGGAUGGUGGAGUCAGAGCAAAAAAACUAGGACCAAUAAACGCCUGGUGGAUAACGGGUUUUGAUGGUGGAGAAAAGGCUUUGAUUGGGUUUACAACAGCAUUUGCUGAUUAUAUAUUAAUGGAUCCCAGUGAUGAAUAUGCAACCAUCUUUGCUGUGAUGCAAGAGAAAAUCCACAUAAGUAAAAUAGUUAUAGAGUUUCUACAGAAUAAUCCUGAUUCCACUUAUGAAGACCUGCUAAACAAGAUAGAAACUACAGUGCCUCCUGCUGGACUGAAUUUCUCCCGCUUCACCGAGGAUUCACUGCUGAGACACGCUCAGUUUGUUGUGGAACAAGUGGAGAGCUAUGAUGAGGCUGGUGAUGAUGACGAACAGCCAAUUAUUAUAACUCCUUGUAUGAGAGAUCUGAUCAAGCUGGCUGGUGUCACUCUUGGAAAAAGACGAGCAGCAAGACGACAAGCUAUACGUCACCCUACCAAGAUCGAUAAGGACAAGGGGCCCACAAAAGCCACUACCACCAAACUGGUAUAUCAGAUAUUUGAUACCUUCUUCUCUGAAGAAAUUGAACAGAAUGACAAAGAUACUGUUUCAAAGCGCAGGCGCUGUGGAGUGUGUGAGGUUUGUCAACAGCCUGACUGUGGGAAGUGCAAAGCUUGUAAGGAUAUGGUGAAGUUUGGGGGCUCGGGUCGUAACAAACAAGCCUGCUUACAAAGAAGGUGUCCAAAUCUGGCUGUGAAGGAGGCUGAUGAAGAUGAUGAGAAUGAUGAGGAUGAUUCUGAGAUCAUUGACAAAGCUUCUCCUAAAAGAAUGUUGCAGGGUAGAAAAAAGAAACAGUCAAAAAGCCGCAUCUCUUGGAUUGGAGAGCCAAUCAAGUCUGAUGGAAGGAAAACCUAUUACCAGAAAGUGUCUGUUGACGAUGAAACUCUGACAAUCAAUGACUGUGUGGCAGUCAGCCCAGAUGACCCCACCAAGCCCCUUUACUUAGCAAGAAUUACAUCAAUGUGGGAAGAUGUUGGUGGGAAGAUGUUCCAUGCAAAUUGGUUUUGCCGUGGCACAGAUACGGUGCUAGGUGAGACCUCAGAUCCACUUGAGCUCUUUCUAGUGGAUGAGUGUGAAGACAUGCAGUUAUCUUACGUAGACAGCAAAGUUAAAGUUAUCCACAAGGCUGCCUCAGAAAACUGGGCAUUGGAGAGUGGAAUAGAUAAUGAUUUUGAGCUGAAAAUGGUUGAAGAUGAUGGAAAGACCUACUUCUACCAGAUGUGGUAUGAUCCAGAGUAUUCACGAUUCCAAAUUCCUCCUGGCUUUGAAUCAACAGAGGAGAAUAAGUACAAAUUCUGUGACAGCUGUGCUCGGUUAGCUGAAAUCAGACAGCGAGAAAUGCCACGGGUGCUGGAACCACUAGAGGUAAAGGAUGAUUCAAAGGUUUUCUACUCAUUGGCUUCUAAGAAUGGAACGCAAUAUAAAGUUGGAGAUGGUGUUUACCUUCUACAAGAUGCAUUCUCAUUCAGUGUUAAACCAUCCAGUCCUGGCAAGCGACCAAUAAAAAAAGAUGAUGUGGAUGAGGACCUUUACCCUGAGUACUAUCGCAAGUCAUCUGAUUAUAUCAAAGGCAGCAACCUUGAUAUUCCUGAACCAUUCCGGAUCGGCCGAAUUCAAGAAAUCUUCUGUCUCAAGCGUAGCAACGGAAAACCCAAUGAAGCAGAUAUUAAGCUUCGAAUCAAUAAAUUCUACAGAGCUGAGAACACGCACAAGGGCCUUAAAGCUAGUUACCACACUGAUAUCAACCUCUUAUACUGGAGUGAUGAACAAGUUACUGUGGACUUCAAAGAUAUCCAAGGACGCUGUACUGUAGAAUAUGGAGAAGAUCUCUCUAUGUCCAUUCAGGAAUACUGUGCUGGAGGCCCAGACAGAUUCUAUUUCUUAGAAGCCUACAAUGCAAAGACGAAAUCCUUUGAAGACCCCCCAAACCAUGCCCGCAGCUCAGCCAACAAAGGCAAGGGUAAAGGGAAAGGCAAAGGCAAAGGAAAGGCAAAAUCUACAACAGAAUCUGAACACACAGAACCAGAAGUAAUCGACAACAAAUUUGAGAAACUUCGCAGCCUUGAUGUUUUCUCAGGCUGUGGUGGGCUGUCAGAAGGAUUUCAUCAGGCAGGUCUGUCAGAAACCCUUUGGGCCAUUGAGAUGUGGGAUCCAGCAGCCCAAGCCUUCCGCUUGAACAAUCCUGGUGCAACCGUCUUCACGGAGGACUGCAACGUUCUCUUGAAACUUGUCAUGGCUGGGGAGAAGACCAACUCACUGGGACAGAAACUGCCACAAAAGGGCGAUGUGGAAUUGCUUUGUGGUGGCCCUCCAUGCCAGGGCUUUAGUGGAAUGAAUCGCUUCAAUUCCCGCACAUACUCUAAAUUCAAGAAUUCCCUCGUAGUCUCUUAUCUCAGCUAUUGUGACUAUUACCGGCCCAGGUUUUUCCUCCUAGAAAAUGUGAGGAACUUUGUAUCGUUCAAGCGCUCCAUGGUUUUGAAGCUAACUCUACGAUGUCUUGUGCGAAUGGGCUACCAGUGCACAUUUGGUGUGCUGCAGGCUGGUCAGUAUGGAGUUGCCCAGACUCGCCGGAGAGCUAUUGUUCUGGCCGCUGCCCCUGGAGAAAAGCUGCCACUCUUCCCAGAACCUUUGCAUGUAUUUGCUCCAAGAGCCUGCCAGCUCAGUGUUGCAGUGGAUGAUAAGAAGUUUGUCAGCAACAUUACCAGGACAAAGUCUGCUCCAUACAGAACCAUCACUGUAAGAGAUACCAUGUCUGAUCUGCCUGAAAUUCGCAAUGGGGCAUCAGCGUUGGAAAUCUCGUACAAUGGAGAACCACAGUCCUGGUUUCAGCGGCAGAUUCGGGGCACACAAUACCAGCCCAUUCUGCGGGACCAUAUCUGUAAGGAUAUGAGUGCCUUGGUUGCAGGCAGAAUGCGUCACAUUCCCCUUGCCCCAGGGUCUGACUGGCGUGAUCUUCCAAAUAUUGAGGUACGACUCUCUGAUGGCACCAUGACGAAAAAGCUGAGGUACACUCAUCGUGACAAAAAGAACGGACAUAGCAGCACAGGUGCUGUACGUGGAGUUUGCUCUUGUGCAGAAGGUAAGCAAUGUGAUCCAGCUGACAGACAGUUCAACACACUCAUUCCAUGGUGUUUGCCCCACACUGGGAACAGGCAUAAUCACUGGGCUGGCCUGUACGGUCGGCUGGAAUGGGAUGGAUUUUUCAGCACAACGGUCACUAAUCCUGAGCCGAUGGGGAAACAGGGUCGUGUUCUGCAUCCUGAGCAGCACCGUGUGGUGAGUGUGCGAGAGUGUGCACGUUCCCAGGGAUUCCCAGAUACGUACAGGCUUUUUGGGAACGUCUUAGACAAACACAGACAGGUGCGUGUUGCUGUUUCUUUCAUUCAUUCUGUCUGUUUGAAAAAGACCAUAAGACAUAGGAGCAGAAUUAGGCCAUCUGGCUCAUCGAGUCUGCUCCGCCAUUCAAUCAUGGCUGAUCCUUUUUUUCUAUCUCCUCAACCUCAGUUCCCGGCCUUCUCCCUGUAAUCUUUGACGCCAUGACCAAUCAAGAACCUUUUAAUUUCUGCCUUAAACACACCCAGCAACUUGGCCUCCACGGUUGCACGUGGCAACAAAUUCCACAAAUUCACCACCCUUUGGCUAAAGGAAUUUCUCCACGUUUUGAAAGGGCGUCCCUCUAGUCCUAGACUCUCCCACCAUAGGGAACAUCCUUUCCACAUCUACUCUGUCUGGUCCUUUCAACAUUCGAAAGAUUUCAAUGAGAUUCUUCCCCCACCCCCACCAGUGCCUUAUAAAAGCCUCAGCAUCACAUUCUUGCUCUUGUAUUCUAGACCUCGAAAUGAAUGAUAACACGGUAUUUGCCUUCCUCACCACUGACCUAACCUGCAAGUUAACCUUCAGAGUGUUCUGCACAAGGAUUCCCAAGUCCUCUGCAUCUCAGAUUCCUGGAUUUUCUCCCCGUUUACAAAAUUGUCCACUCAUUUAUUUCUAGUACCAAAGUGCAUGACCAUGCAUUUUCCAACAUUUCAUUUGCCUCUUUCUUGCCCAUUCUCCUGAUCUGUCUUAAGUCCUUCUGCAUCCUACCUGUUCCCGCACACUACCUGCCCCCCCCCCCCCCACCAAUCUUCGUAUCAUCUUCAAACCUGGUAACAAAGCCAUCUAUUUCAUCAUCUAAAAUCAUUUGUAUACAACAUAAAAACUGGUCCUAACACCAACCUCUGUGGAACACCUCUAGUCACGGGCAGCCAAUCAGAAAGGGAAACUUUUAUUCCCACUCGCUGCCUCCUACCAAUCAGCCAGUGCUCUAACCAUGCCAGUAACUUUCGUGUAAUACCAUGGGCCUUUGGUAAGCAGCCUUGUGUGUGGCACCUUGUCAAAGGCCUUCUCAAAGUACAAAUAUACAACAUCCAUUGCUGCUCCUUUAUCUAUCCUACUCAUAAUCUCCUCAAAGAAUCUUAUUAAGUUUGUCAGGCAGGAUUUUCCCUUAAGGCACCAUGCUGACUUUGUCCUAUUUUGUCCUGUGUCACUAAUACUCCAUCACUUCAUCCUUAACAAUCGACUCUAACACCUUCCCAACCACUGAGGUCAGGCUAACUGGUUUACAAUUUCCUUCUUGUUGUUUUCCUCCUUUUAUGUCCAGAUAAUUUAUGUACCUUUAGGUCUUUCAGUUUUUUGAGCACCUUCCCUCUUGUAACAGUAACUGCACCCACUUGUCUUCCUUCACACACUACAAUAUCAGGCAUACUGCUAGUGUCUUCCACAGUGAAGCCUGACAAAAAAAUACUCAUUUAGUUCAGCAGCCACCUCCUUGUCCCCAUUAUUAUUUCUCCUGGCUCAUUUUCUAAUGGUCCUAUAUCCACUUUGCUAUUAUUUUGCUAGCUUGCUUUUUAUAUUUCAUCUUUUCCCUUCUAAUGACUUUUUUUAAGUUGCUGUCUGUAGGUUUUUAAAAACUUCCCAAUCCUCUAUCUUCCCACUAAUUUUUGCUUUGUUGUAUGCCCUUUCUUUUGCUUUUACAAUAGCUUUGACUUUGCUCGUUAGCCACAGUUAUACUGUUUUACCAUCUGAGUAUUUCAUUUUUGGAAUACACAUGCCCUGCACCUUCCUCAUUUUUCCCAGAAAUGCAUGCCAUUGCUGCUCUGCUGACAUCCCUGCCAGCAGCUCCUUCCAAUUUACUUUGGCCAAAUCCUCUCUCAAACCACUGGAAUUACCCUUUCUCCAUUGAAAUAUUGCUACAUCAGACUUUACUUUCUCCCUAUCAAAUUUAAUGUUCAACACAAUCAUAUUGUGAUCAUUGGUUCCUAAGGGUUCUUUUAUCUUAAGUUCCCUGAUGGCCUCCAGUUCAUUACAUAACACCCAAUCCAGUAUAGCUGAUCCCCUAGUAGGUUCAUCUCUUAAGCAUUCAACAAACUCACUCUUGCGAUCCAUUACCAACGUGAUUUUCCAAAUCGGCCUGCAUUUUAAAAUCUCCCAUGACAUUGCCCUUUUGAGUCACCUUUGGUUCCAAAAGGUGGAUGUGUUAAAUAACCAUGACAUUCUUCGCCUGGCAAAUCUGUUGAAAUACUGUUUACUUAAGAGUCUUGUUUUACUGACACCUCUUUCAGAAAUUUCCUCACCAAGGUCCAAAUAAUUUACUGCUUUUAAUA
Messenger RNA from Hypanus sabinus (Atlantic stingray), 6842 nucleotides. RefSeq names its product DNA (cytosine-5-)-methyltransferase 1 (gene dnmt1). Gene Ontology annotation, cellular component: nucleus. NCBI's taxonomy places the organism in Eukaryota, Metazoa, Chordata, Chondrichthyes, Myliobatiformes, Dasyatidae. The coding region runs from base 148 to 4725 and encodes 1525 amino acids. Gene Ontology annotation, molecular function: DNA binding; chromatin binding; zinc ion binding. The record is from RefSeq and is a predicted model, not a curated record. The transcript has 32 exons.